Pogoniulus pusillus (Red-fronted tinkerbird) is the source of this 3568-nucleotide messenger RNA. It is a transcript of the gene LRRN3, whose product is annotated as leucine rich repeat neuronal 3. The transcript has 2 exons. Lineage: Eukaryota; Metazoa; Chordata; Aves; Piciformes; Lybiidae. The coding region runs from base 925 to 3051 and encodes 708 amino acids. Gene Ontology annotation, cellular component: extracellular matrix. The record is from RefSeq and is a predicted model, not a curated record. Gene Ontology annotation, molecular function: protein binding.
UUUCACGUAUCCGUACCCAGAGCAGCAGUGUCACGUAACAGACAGCUUCCCACGGCCAACCAGGCUGGCGCAGCCGCGCAUACCACGCGACAUCUGGGCACACCGAAGGACUGGCUCUUCUCUGGGGACUGGAAGGGGCUCAGUUAUUAACAACCACUGAGCAGGCAGCACCAUGUCAGUGUGACAACCAAGCGAGUGAACGAUGCACCACUAACCACCAUGGAAACAAGGAGAAAUCAGAAGAGCUAGCAAGCAUCUCUCUCUCCCACACCCCUCUCUCUCCGCUGGAUUGUGAAUCUCAGCCAGCCAGGCAGCAACAGCGCUCUGGCAAACGUAAGGGAUCUCAGCUGGCAGCACAGAGAGUCUCUCAUGUUGUAGGAUAUCAAUAGAUACAUCUUUGUAUUAUAUCCUGUUAGACACAGACAUGCACAUAGACUCACAUACACACACAUACAUGUAUGCACACCUAUCCAGACUCUGGCUUUAAUACAAGUAUGUGGCUACCUGAACUAAGGAAUCAAAAUUACCGAGAGGCGAGAACUCCUCCAGCUCUGAAACUACUCUUAUUAUAGGGUCAUCCUGUCAUUUCUACAAACACUAAUCAAUCAUGGGACUUGAAGUUAUUACUACUAAAUAAAUGAAUUGCUUUAUCUCCAAUGACCAUCUCUACAUACUUCAUCUUCACAAAGCUUAUCAAUUUUGUGUCAUCAGGGACAGAGUGAACUUCAUUUCCACAAAAUGCCUCUUACUACUGGACAAGUUGGUUACGACUUUAUCGCUUAUCCUCAGGAAGAAAGUCAUUUGCAAUCAUCAUUCGACAAAUCCAAGUGUGUGUUGCGUCAAUUGACCGAGUCACACUGAAUUCCAAAACUAUAACUGUGGAACACUAAAGAGUCUGUUACUUUUCUGAAGAUUUGAGAUAAGAUGAAGGACAUGCAACUCAAAAUUGACUUUCUACUUUGCCUAGUUAUGACUGCAUUAGUACUAGCUGUAGAAAAAAAAGCAGAUUGCCCAGAGUCAUGUAUAUGCGAGAUCAGACCAUGGUUCACCCCCAAGUCUGUGUAUAUGGAGGCUCCAACAGUGGACUGUAAUGAUUUAGGCCUUUUUCAUUUUCCAGACAGACUGCCUGCUGACACACAAGUUCUACUCCUACAGACUAAUAAUAUUGCAAAAAUUGAACAUUCAGUAACCCUCCCAGUGAAUUUAACUGGUCUAGACUUAUCUCAGAACAAUUUAUCCACAGUUGCCAGUAUCAAUCUUAAAAAAAUACCACAGUUGCUUUCGGUGUACCUUGAAGAAAACAAACUUACUGAGCUCCCUGAAGAAUGUCUCUCUGGACUCCACAAUUUACAGGAGCUUUAUGUUAAUCAUAAUCUGCUUUCUGUGAUUGCACCGGGAGCUUUCGUAGGCCUCAAAAACCUUCUCAGACUUCAUCUCAAUUCAAAUGGUCUGCAAACGAUCAACAGGAAGUGGUUUGAAGCUACUCCUAAUCUUGAAAUUCUCAUGAUUGGAGAAAACCCAAUAAUCAGGAUUGAAGAUAUGAACUUUAAGCCUCUUAUCAAUCUGCGCAGCCUAGUUUUAGCAGGCAUAAAUCUCACUGAAAUACCAGAUAAUGCUUUGGUUGGCCUUGACAAAUUAGAAAGCAUAUCAUUUUAUGACAACAGAUUUGUCAGAGUACCCCACAUCGCUCUUCAAAAGGCUAGAAAUCUUAAAUUUCUGGAUCUAAACAAGAAUCCCAUUAACAGGAUACGACAAGGAGAUUUUAGCAAUAUGCUGCACCUAAAAGAAUUAGGAAUUAAUAACAUGCCAGAAUUGAUUUCUAUAGAUAGCCUUGCUGUUGAUAAUUUGCCAGAUUUAAGAAAAAUAGAGGCUACCAAUAACCCCAGAUUGUCGUACAUUCAUCCAAAUGCAUUCUACAGACUUCCCAAGCUGGAAUCGCUCAUGCUCAACAGCAAUGCACUGAGUGCCCUGUACCGCAAUACAAUCGAAUCCUUGCCUAACCUCAAAGAAGUGAGCAUACACAGCAAUCCCAUUAGAUGUGACUGUGUCAUCCGCUGGAUUAACAUGAAUAAAACAAACAUUCGCUUCAUGGAGCCAGAGUCUCUGUUCUGUGUGGACCCUCCUGAAUUCCAAGGCCAGAAUGUGCGACAGAUACACUUCCGGGAAAUGAUGGAAAUCUGUCUCCCUCUGAUAGCUCCUGAAAGUUUUCCAUCCACUCUGGAUUUAAAGAAUGGCAGCCAUAUUUCCUUACAUUGCAGAGCAACAGCAGAACCAGAACCUGAAAUCUACUGGAUAACACCGUCAGGACACAAACUUUUGCCUAAUACUCUUUCUAAUAAGUACUACAUUCAUUCCGAAGGAACAUUAGACAUACGUGAUGUAACACAAAAGGACAGUGGCUUGUACACAUGUAUAGCAACAAACUUAGUUGGGGCAGACCUCAAGUCAGUCAUGAUUAAAGUGGAUGGCUCUUUUCCUCAGGACAGCAGUGGAUCUUUGACUAUUAAAGUAAAAGAUAUAAAAUCUAACUCUGUUUUGGUUUCCUGGAAAGCAAGCUCUAAACUUGUGAAGUCUAGUGUUAGGUGGACAGUCUUUCUGAACGCCGAAAACUCUCAGGCUGCACAGAGCGCUCGAGUACCAUCUGAUAUAAAGGUAUAUAAUCUUACACAUCUCAAUCCAUCAACUGAAUACAAAAUUUGCCUAGAUAUUCCCACAGUCUAUUCACAGAAUAAAAAACAAUGUGUCAAUGUGACCACAAAAGGACUGGACUUGGCAGUGAAAGGCUAUGAAAAAAGCAACAUGAUAGGAUUCCUUGCCUGCAUCGGUGUUCUUCUGGGAAUCAUCUCCAUGAUAUAUCUCUACAGCUGCAUCUCACGAGAGGUGAGCUAUGAUACUGGACAUAGCUAUCUAAAGAAUCACUUGAAGAAACAGUCCUUUUCACACAGUGAGCUUUAUCCUCCUCUAAUCAGUCUUUGGGAUGUAGGAAAAGAAAAGAGCACAACAAUGGAAGUAAAAGCAACUGUAAUAGGUGUACCAACAAAUAUGUCAUAAAUACAUCAUUAUAUCUCUUCAUUUCUGAAAUAAAAAGCACAUCACUGCACUUGUGCUGAAUAAAAAGGAAACAAGUAUUACUUUUAGGAACUAGAUGCCUGGACUUUGCAACUGCUGACAAAUCAGAAUAUGUCCUGACUCAACAUAAAACAAUUUUCACUAACUGGCUUCUAAGAGGAUUCUACCAACCAAAUACAAUUAACUACAUUCUCUAGAACUUUCAUGGGACUUUUAAGUCUGGAAUACAGUGCAAAUAGCCAAGAACAAUUUCUGGGUUUUGUUUGCUUUGGGUUUUUUUGUUUUGGUUUUGGGUUUUGUUUUUUUAUUAUAAAAGUAGUGGAACUGAGCAAUACCUCCUCCUGUGCUGUAUUACACACACUAGCCAUGAGUUUUUGCAGUGAACAGAUAUACUAGGAUUGACACACGGUGUAAUGAAAUGGACGAGUUCUGUAGAGUAGACACAGUGAGUAUGUGAAUUUUUUUUAUGAGGAAAAUACAUUUUUUAUUAAAACCAAAA